GGGAAAUUUGAGUGAACUUGUCCGCUUGCAAUCAGUUUUCUCAAGGUCACGUGCACGGAAGAGUAGUGAUUUGACUUACAGGCUGUGCUAGAGUUUCAAUUCAAUCAUGAAUGAACAAUUAGAACAAGAUUUACGUACUAAACCAAUAUGUUUAAUUAUUCUUGGUAUGGCUGGUUCUGGUAAAACAACAUUUGUCAAGAAAUUAAUUGAACAUUUAACUAAUUCAUUAAAAACUUCACCAUAUACAAUUAAUUUAGAUCCAGCAGUUCAUCAUAUUCCUUAUAGUCCUAAUAUUGAUAUACGUGAUUCAGUUAAAUUUAAAGAAGUAAUGAAACAAUAUGGUUAUGGACCAAAUGGUGCAAUUAUGACAUCGUUAAAUUUUUUCGCUUCACAAUUUCAUAAAGUUAUUGAUCUUAUACAUAAGAAUACUGGCAAAGUUUCACAUGUAGUAAUUGAUACACCUGGACAAAUUGAAGUAUUCACAUGGUCUGCAUCAGGAACUAUUAUUACAGAAUUAUUAGGUAAUUCUUUUCCUACUUUAAUUGUCUAUGUUAUGGAUACACCACGAAGUCAUAAUCCGAUUACAUUUAUGUCAAAUAUGCUAUAUGCAUGUAGUGUAUUGUAUAAAAUGCAACUUCCAUUUAUAUUGGUUCUUAAUAAAACUGACAUUAUCGAUUGUGAUUUUGCUAUUCAAUGGAUGAGAGAUUUUGAAACAUUUCAAGAUGCAUUAGCAGCUGGUCAUCAUCAGUCCACUGUUGAUGGACCAUCAGAAUUAGGCAAUGAUAAUUCGUGUUCUGGUACAUCACCAUAUAUGAAUAGUUUAGUUCAUUCCAUGUCAUUAGUAUUGGAUGAAUUCUAUAGUACACUACGUUGUUGUGGUAUCUCAUCAUUAACUGGUGACGGUAUGUCCAGAUUUGUUGAAUUGAUUGAUGAAGCCAAAGAAGAAUACUUUAAGAUAAAUCUUCCGAGUUUACUAGCUAAACAAGAAAAAAGCAAGCAAAUUUCAAAUGACAAAUCCACCAAAUCUUAUUCAUCUAAACAGCAUGAUCAACCGAUGCUUUUAGAUUUGGCUGGUAAUGAUGAUGAAGCAGACAAUGAUCCAUUGCCUGAUGUUGAUGGUGUAGAAAUUCGUCCACAUAGUGAUUCAGACAAGGAUGAUGAUGAUGAUGAGGACGAUGAUCAUGAAAUUGUAGGAUCAAAAACUAUCACAUCGAUUCAAAAUCAAUUCCAACAGUCAUGUUCUGUGGAACCAUCGACAAAUUAAACUUUUCCUAUAAAAUGAUCACAUCAUUUAAAUUUUGUACACAUCAAUAUAAAUAUAUAUUUUUUGAAAAAAA
This is a messenger RNA of Schistosoma turkestanicum, 1337 nucleotides long. NCBI's taxonomy places the organism in Eukaryota, Metazoa, Platyhelminthes, Trematoda, Strigeidida, Schistosomatidae. The record is from the annotation of a GenBank genome assembly.